Messenger RNA from Tetranychus urticae (two-spotted spider mite), 996 nucleotides. RefSeq lists its product as uncharacterized. Lineage: Eukaryota; Metazoa; Arthropoda; Arachnida; Trombidiformes; Tetranychidae. Gene Ontology annotation, biological process: ganglioside catabolic process; lipid transport. Gene Ontology annotation, molecular function: enzyme activator activity; lipid carrier activity. The record is from RefSeq and is a predicted model, not a curated record. Gene Ontology annotation, cellular component: cytoplasmic side of plasma membrane.
UAACCAAAGUAACCAUCGAACAAAAAUCAUUCAGUUUUUCAUUUCAAUCCUUUUGCUUUUCCUAAUUCUGUUCCUUUGCUAAGCAUUCCUCCAUUUUAAAUUAAUAUUUACAAUGUUGUUUUUUACUUUGUUGGUGAUGACUUUAACCAUUUCAAGUGAUUUGGUUGAAGCAAAGAAGUCAAAAUUCAAGACAACAUGGCGAGAUUGUGGUUCAGACGAUGCCAUUGUUAGGUUCCGCAAUAUUGGUUUAGAGGAUGUAGUCAGAAUUGGUAAAACAACUCCAGUCAAAGUAUCGCUCAAUGCUACACAAUCCGCUGAAGUUCCCGCCGAUUCACAAGUUAACAUUAAAAUUAAAAAGAUAUUGAACAUCUUUGGAAAUAAGUUACCAGUUGUUGUUCCUUGUAUCAAUGGUAUUGGUUCUUGCGAAGCUAGCCUUUGUGACAUUUUCAAAAUCCAUAAAAAACUUGUUUGCACAAUCCUCGAGGCCGCUGGUCACGAUUGUAAUUGUCCUUCAGCCCCAGGUGUUUACAAUGCAGCAGAUAUUAACUACCAGCUUCCCUUCACCCUUAUUCCAACAGCUAUACUAUCCCUUGGAAAUGGUGAUUAUACUUUGGACAUGGAGAUUACCCACAAUAACAAGCAAAUUGCUUGUCUUGCAAUGACUGUCGUCGUGAAAUUCGUCUAAGACCAAAGGCCGGUAAACAGCGUUAAGAUGGAGUGGAAUGACAUUGAAAGCAGAUUAAAUGACAACAUCCAAUGUUGGGCUGAGUUGACAUCAGCACUAUUUAUUAUAGACAGCAAGGUACAGCCGUUCAGGCAAAGCUUUAUGAGAAAUUGGCUCAAUUGUUGACCAUUCACUGAAUACUGAUUAGGUUUGUUAAAAUUGUUGAUAUUGUUAAAAUUAUUUUCAUUAUUUUGUAAUUUUUUAGAAAAAGAUUAACAUGGUUGCAUGGAAUGCAACAGCUGAAAUAAAGUUGAAAGUUUUCCAAAAUAAAA